This is a messenger RNA of Clarias gariepinus (North African catfish), 3208 nucleotides long. RefSeq names its product solute carrier family 7 member 3b (gene slc7a3b). The transcript is spliced from 12 exons. The record is from RefSeq and is a predicted model, not a curated record. Gene Ontology annotation, biological process: transmembrane transport; amino acid transport. Bases 180 to 2066 code for a protein of 628 amino acids. Gene Ontology annotation, molecular function: amino acid transmembrane transporter activity. Gene Ontology annotation, cellular component: plasma membrane. Lineage: Eukaryota; Metazoa; Chordata; Actinopteri; Siluriformes; Clariidae.
UCUGAGUCACCGCUGGUAUUUCCUGAACGGUAGAUCCCGCGCUUCUUAUUCUGCUUCUUCUUCUUCUCUCUGGGCGCAUCUGGGAGUUUAAACCUUUAUUCUCUCUCUCUCACUCUCACUCACGCAGUCUUUUCUUCAGUAUCCUUAUCAUUCCUGUUCACUGUGAUUGAUUUGCCACCAUGACGAACUCCAGGUUGAUCGCAUUUGGAAAGAUGUUGAUACGUAGGCGUGUGCUGGAUAAUGAUAUGGAGACUCGCUUUGCUCGCUGUCUAUCCACUCUGGACCUCAUUGCUUUGGGUGUUGGAGCCACGUUAGGAGCAGGAGUUUAUAUUCUGGCUGGAGAAGUGGCGCGGGAGAAGGCUGGGCCAGCUAUUGUGAUUUGCUUCCUGAUUGCAGCUCUGUCCUCAGUGCUUGCUGGUCUAUGUUAUGCUGAAUUUGGGGCACGUGUUCCAAAAACAGGCUCCGCCUACCUCUACAGCUAUGUCACAGUGGGUGAAAUCUGGGCUUUUAUCACUGGAUGGAACCUCAUUCUAUCCUACGUGAUUGGUACAGCCAGUGUGGCUCGAGCAUGGAGCUCUACUUUCGAUAACCUGGUGCAUCAGAAGAUUUCAAACUUUUUCAGUGAAUACAUGUCUAUUACACACACUGGGAACGUGCUGGCGAAGUAUCCGGAUCUGUUUGCGCUUUGUCUUGUCAUGCUGCUUACUUGCCUGCUGGCGUUUGGCGUGAGUGAGUCAGCCCUGGUGAACAAGAUCUUUACAGGCAUCAACCUGGUGGUUUUGAGUUUUGUUAUCAUUGCUGGCUUUGUGAAAGGUGACACUGCCAACUGGAGCAUCACUGAGGAGGACAUCAAAAACAACAAAAGCCCUCCAGUACCAGAUGAAACAAGUUUUGGCGCAGGAGGUUUUGCUCCAUUUGGUUUUUCUGGGAUUUUGUCUGGUGCAGCCACUUGCUUCUAUGCAUUUGUGGGUUUUGACUGCAUUGCCACCACAAGUGAAGAAGCCAAAAACCCCCAGCGUUCGAUACCAAUAAGCAUUGUGGCUUCACUGCUCAUCUGCUUUGUUGCUUACUUUGGAGUUUCUGCAGCUCUUACCCUCAUGAUGCCUUACUACGUUCUAAACACUAACAGCCCUUUGCCUGAGGCUUUUGAAUAUGUAAACUGGAUGCCUGCACGCUACAUAGUGACCGUGGGCUCCCUCUGCGCUCUUUCCACCAGUUUGUUGGGCUCCAUGUUCCCCAUGCCCCGUGUGAUCUUUGCCAUGGCUGAGGAUGGUCUGCUGUUCCGUUUCCUCUCCCGCAUGCACAAGAAAACGAAGACCCCUGUGCUUGCCACCAUUGUGUCUGGCGUUGUAGCAGCGCUGAUGGCCUUCUUGUUUGAUCUGGCUGCGUUGGUGGAUUUGAUGUCUAUUGGUACCCUGCUGGCUUACACACUCGUGGCAGUUUGUGUGCUCAUCCUCAGGUAUCAGCCAGGCAGCCUGAAUUCUAGCGCUGACAAAAACUCGACAGAGCUGCUGACAUUGGCAGAAAGAGAGAAUCAGAGCGAAGUGGAGACAACCCCACUUGAUGAGACAUUUUCUCCCAAACUUUUGGUGCUGCCCAGCUCAAAGUCACCCACCAGGACCUCAGGCCUUAUUGUCUACAUCACUACAGCUAUUACAUGUGUGCUUUUCACUCUGCUAUGUGUAGUUCUGGCAGUAUGGGGUGAGAACAUCAUAGAAUGCCAACCUGUCUGUGUCACUAUAGUGGUUCUGCUCAGCAUCGCCUCAUUCAUCUGCAUUUUCAUUAUCUGGAGACAGCCUGAGAGCAGUGAGGCUGUCAGCUUUAAGGUGCCUUUGCUUCCUGUCUUGCCUUUGAUGAGUAUUUUUAUUAACAUCUACCUCAUGAUGCAGCUGGAUGGGGCGACAUGGAUUCGUUUUGCAGUUUGGAUGGUUAUUGGCUUUUUAAUUUACUUUGGGUAUGGAAUCAGGAACAGUUCAGAGAGCGAAAAGAAUCUGGAGAACACACUGGAAGGAAAGCAAAUAAAUUCUGACAAACUCAAAACAGAAUUUGAAGGAAGUGCAGCUUAAGAAGGACGAGAUAAUAAUGUUGUAUAGUUUACAGAAGGGUUGGUGAAGCCCUUCCACACACGCACAAUACUGUUUUUUUUUAAAGCAGACAGAUUUAUUUAUUGUAUACCUUGUGACCUGAAAUUGUGGAAUGCUACAUGUUUAAAUUCAACCAGCAGAAAACUCCACUCUGAGUUACACAAUUUGCAGUUAUGAUGCAAUGCAAUGACCCUCUGUGAUGACAGCACGGCACACAGCCAUGAUAACUCAUCAGGCAAAUAAUGAAAGUACAGCACAAAAUGUCACCUGAACCAGUAAGCACUACACAUAAAUAUUUCUGUAUAGACAUGUUUAGCAUAUAUUAGUGGAGUCAGUUAAGUUUAAGCCUCUGAUCAAACCGUAAUUAUUCAUUCAUAAUGAAUUUAUCAAAUUACAUCUGAUCAGUAUUAGACUAGUGAGUGACUCAAUAGCUUGGACAUUUAAGGACGUUUAAUUAUUUACUGGAGAAAUGAGAUCCAUUGGUUCACAUGUUGCACAGAUUUAAAAAAAAAUGUACAUAUUAAAUCCCCUAAGUUGGGUCUUGCCACAAAGUUUUCUGUGUUCUGUGACUGUGUUAUAAAUUGGUGCCUUGUUUUUAAUGCACAUACAGUAUGUAUCCUGUGCUGGCCUGUACCAUGAGUUAAGUUUAGACCGUGUAGUAAGUCUGUCAACAUGGUUGUUCAAAAGCAGAUACAGUAUCUGUAUUUUGUUACAGUAAACCAACUAACUGUAGUAAGAAAUACACACCUAUUAUGUAUAUGUUACAUUACAUUUCCAGUGGGCAUUUUGAAUGUUAGGAUUAUUUUAAAAUCCACGAGGGUAUGUGAUGAAUGACAUUUUUAUAAUGAUUUGUGAAUGACAGAACUUAGAUGUUGUUAGAACUUGUUAGAUGUUGUGAAUAGUAAUGCAACCACAAACAAAUUGUAAUGUUUACAUAAUUUUUUAUUGUAAUGGAGGUAAAAUUUGUAGUGUGUUUUUUUUGUUUUAUAUAGCCUUAACUGUUAUAUUUGUCUUUUAUUACCUUUUAUUACAGUUAAAUAACAUUUUCCUUUUUUGUUUGUUUUAAUGUAAGAUUAAAUAUUAUUGUAAUUAUUGUAUUUUUUUAAUAAACAGGAUAAAUAUGA